CUACACCCAGCGCCGCGACGGCGAUCUCGUGAUGCACGAGCCGCCCGCGCGGCGCCCCGCUGGCGACGCUGAGGAGGGGGAGCCGGAGGCGGCGGGGGCGGCAGAAGAGGGGAGCGGUGCCCCGGACGGGCGGGCACCUUCUUGGCAAGACAGCGAAGCGGACGGCGGCGACGGGCCCGCAGAUGGCGCGGAGGCAGGGCUUGGGGACGGAUGGGCGGUCUAUUAG
This is a messenger RNA of Monoraphidium neglectum, 226 nucleotides long. RefSeq lists its product as hypothetical. Lineage: Eukaryota; Viridiplantae; Chlorophyta; Chlorophyceae; Sphaeropleales; Selenastraceae. The record is from RefSeq and is a predicted model, not a curated record. The transcript has a single exon. The annotation marks the transcript as partial.